AUGGAUAUAUCAUCAAAGUUCUCUGGUCUAAUGGAGGAUUCUAGUGACCUCCGCGAUCGGCCUAGUAUUAUAUCACGUUUCUUCUCAAGCCUAACAGUGAAAUACCAGUAUUAUUUGGAUAAAUUAACUCCUUAUGGUUCUGUUCGAUGGGGAAUCGCUAUUGCAUUCAUAAUUUUGUUUUUAUGGCGGAUCAUCGAAAUACAGGGUUUCUACAUUGUUACAUAUGCACUUGGAAUUUAUUAUUUAAAUUUGUUCCUUGCGUUUCUAACUCCAAAAAUAGAUCCGGCAUUGGAUUUCGACAGUGAAGAUGAGGACGGACCAACGUUGCCGUCCAAGGGAAACGAAGAAUUCCGCCCAUUCAUGCGACGUUUACCAGAAUUCAAGUAUUCAACUGUCAAGGCAACUAUCAUUGCAUUUACAUGCACAUUUUUUGAGAUAUUCAACGUUCCAGUGUUUUGGCCGAUACUCGUGAUGUAUUUUAUUGUGUUAACAUGUCUAACCAUGAAACGCCAAAUAAUGCACAUGAUAAAGUAUCGCUAUAUUCCUUUCACUACGGGAAAACCGCGAAUGCGUGGAAAAGAAGAUUCUGGUGUGGUUGUGCAAGGCUAG
Molecule: messenger RNA, 609 nt
Organism: Thelazia callipaeda (thelaziosis nematode)
Lineage: Eukaryota; Metazoa; Nematoda; Chromadorea; Rhabditida; Thelaziidae
Source: the annotation of a GenBank genome assembly